Molecule: messenger RNA, 4357 nt
Organism: Anastrepha ludens (Mexican fruit fly)
Lineage: Eukaryota; Metazoa; Arthropoda; Insecta; Diptera; Tephritidae
Exons: 8
Coding region: 522-4262 (1246 amino acids)
Source: RefSeq, a predicted model, not a curated record
GAAUGUUUUGCUUCAUAUUUUUACUCAUUGGGAAGCUUAAAGUAGUUGACGAAUUGUUUAUUUUGUAGAAUUUUUGUGUCGAUGUGUAUUAUCGGUCGCUCUUUCCUUUAUUGUCUAAUUUGAAACACUUUUGAUGCUUGAGAGCGUGUACAUUAAAGUUAUUUUAGAAUUGUUUUUUAAUAAAAUGUUUAUAAAUAAAGAUUAAAGUAAAGAGAUGUUAACAGUUUUAAGGAACGUAAAGUGUUUGUGAAACUAAAGCAAUCGAGAUAUGUGCUUUCUUCCAUAGAAAAAUGGCGUCGUGUGGUUAACAAAUUUAAAUACUUGAGCUACAAAAAAAAACUCAAACACAAUUAUUUCUGGUGGCUAAAUUCGUGUAUAUUUUAGAUACAGUCUGGAGUCUAUUUCCAACGGCACCACUUUUACUUCCAAGAAUCAGUUGCCCUUGUUUCAAAACUAACCCCAAAUCUUUUUAUGAUAAAAAACCGAUCUCUUGGUAGGAAUUUCCAAUUAAAAUUGUAAUAAUGGCUUUAAUACAAGAGACCGUUGUGAAUUGGGGUUUAAGGAAAUGCGGAGAAAUUUCGACAUUGUUGGCAGUAGGAAAGGAAGAGUUUUUCCUCAGUUGUGAGUUUUGUGACUAUACAGUUCUUCAAUUGGACAAGUUCAUACGACACAUAUGCGAAAGCCAUCAACCAGAAUUUCCUGAAAUAAAAACCGAAACAAAUUUAGCGGAGCUAACGGUUCAGCUGCAAGAUAAGGAAGUGGGUAGUCAAUGGGAAAACAGUGAUGAGGAAAACGAUGACAAGGAUUAUGCGUUAAGGGGAUUUGAAAGAGUUGAAAUCGAGUUGGAUACAAUGGAAAUGGAAGAUUCGUUGGGUAUGAAAGAAGAAGAUAUUUCGGAAGUGUUCGUGAACGAUAAGCACAGCUUACAGUACAUUGAAACAAGUGACGCUGAGAUGUCUGACGUUAGUUGCUACGAUAAUAAACAGGUGGGCGCCGAUGAAUCUGGGACGUGGGUUGAAGCUAAUUUUGAGGGUAACAAGUUACAUGUUCCAAGUAAUGGACGAUCAGAGUUCAUAGACACUUCAAGUUGCAUGUUGCAAGACGAUAAGGAUUCGGCCGCGGAAAAAGAAUUUAAUAUUGAACUUAUUAAAUUAUACCGUUCCCUACCGUUGUUGUGGGACACGAAACAUAAAGAUCAUAACAACCGUAUUUUAAGAACAAGACAAUAUGAUAUUUUGCUCGCAAAAUAUAAAGAAAUGUAUCCAAAUGGUGUUAGAAAAGACCUUUUGAAAAAAAUUAACUACCUUCAGUCCAAUUAUCGGCGUGAAUUAAGACGGGUGUCUUCACAUGGGACAUCUACUCUAUACUAUUUUGAUGCCAUGGAUUUCUUACGCAACGAUGAACAAUCGUCCUGGGAAUCACAAAGUGGAGUGAGUGAUUUAGCAAAACUGAAGCCAACCUCUGAAGCUGCCGAACGCUAUGCGAAGCCAGAAAAGGUCACUGAGACCGUCAGCAAAUCAAACUCUUCUUAUAUUCAACAAAGUGAAUUCCCAAGAAAAGAAACUGGUUUUCCACAAAGUUCUAAGGAAGAACAAGAUCUUCAGAAGCUCACAGACGAACAGAAAUUCAUUAUUGAGCUGAUUGAAUUGUACCGCUCUUUACCGGCAUUAUGGAACAUAAAUUACAAGUACUACAAUGAUCGAGAAUCAAAAGACAUACAAUACAAUAUUUUACUUGAGAAAUAUAAAGAAAGAUAUCCGCAUGCCGACAAAGAAGAAGUUAAGAAAAAAAUUAAUACUCUUCGAACGAAUUUUCGACGAACUUUAAAAACUCCGUAUUCACAAAAACUAUACUAUUUUAAUGCAAUGCGUUUCCUUUGUAAUAUUGGCGAAUCAAACAGUACAACGUGUGAUUUUGAUGAUAUGCAGCCAACCUUUGAAGCUGCCGAACGCUAUGCGAAGCCAGAAAAGGUCACUGAGACCGUCAGCAAAUCAUAUUCUUCUUAUAUUCAACAAAGUGAAUUCCCAAGAAAAGAAACUGGUUUUCCACAAAGUUCUAAGAAAGAACAAGAUCUUCAGAAGCUCACAGACGAACAGAAAUUCAUUAUUGAGCUGAUUGAAUUGUACCGCUCUUUACCGGCAUUAUGGAACAUAAAUUACAACUACUACAAUGAUCGAGAAUCAAAAGACAUACAAUACAAAGUUUUACUUGAGAAAUAUAAAGAAAGAUAUCCGCAUGCCGACAAAGAAGAAGUUAAGAAAAAAAUUAAUACUCUUCGAACGAAUUUUCGACGAACUUUAAAAACUCCUAAUUCACAAAAACUAUACUAUUUUGAUGCAAUGCGUUUCCUUUUUAAAGAUAUGCAGGAGGAAGAUAAUGCUGGGCAGUCAGAAGAUAUCAAUAAAUCUGAUAGCGAUUCCGAAAUUACCCAUAACGAAUAUGAUAUUGAUGUACGCAAGGACAGAGAAGAUCGUACAUCACAAACUGAAGAGGAGAGCGAACAAAACAAUAAGCUCACAUCAUCUGAAAAGGAAUUUGUGAUUGAGUUAAUUAAGAUGUACCGCAAAUUACCGGCGCUUUGGCAUAUAAACAGCAAAGCUUAUCACGACCGCUUAUUAAAAUCUAAACAAUAUGAAACGUUACUUGCAAAAUAUAGAGAAAAAUAUCGAGAUGCUACCAUGUGUGACCUUAAGAGAAGGAUAAGUAACCUUCGAUCAAACUUUCACCGGGAAUCAAAACGAAUAUCUCUAACGGGAGAAACAAAUCUUUAUUAUUACGAUGAAAUGAGAUUUCUGCUUAGUAAUUAUCCUCAUUCUGAUGGCCAAAACCAGACGGAUGAUCUAGAGGGAACGCAGCUAUCAUUUGAACAAGCACAAGGUAUUUCGAAGCUCGAAGAAAUUGUGUCGUCCGACAAUGAAGACUAUAAUUGUGAAUAUAUGUCCACGGAUACGCUACCGCAGACGCAAAAAGGCAACAAAGGCGCAAGCGAAAAGGAUUUCAUUAUUGAGUUGAUUGAAGUGUAUCGCUCCCUACCGGCACUAUGGAAUAAGAAGUACAAAGAUUAUCACAAUCGUCAAGUAAAAAGCCAGCAAUAUGAAAAAUUGCUUCAGAAAUAUAAAGAAGCUAAUCCAAAUGCCGACGUCAAGGACCUUAAAAGAAAAAUUAAUUGCCUUCGAUGCAAUUACCUAAGAGAAUCUAAACGAAAUCCUCGAUAUGGGGUAUCAAGUCUGUAUUAUUUUGAUGCAAUGAGUUUCCUACGUAGUAAUGAACCGUCUGCUGACUCACAGAGCAUGAUGAAUGAAUUAGAUGAUACAGAGACCACACCAAAAAUUGUUUUAGAUGACGAACAGUCCAUAAAUUUAGCCGAAAUUUACAAGACAUAUACUUGUCUUUGGGAUGAAAACGACAUCGCAUAUAGGUUCAAAAAUAGACGUGAAGAGGCACUCAAAUCUCUGUGUGAGGAAUUUAAUAGAACAACCGGAUUAAACUUGACACAACACGAUUUGGAAAGAGAAAUAACACGGCUGCGAAAAUUUUGUUCAUAUGAAAAGAGACAAAAAACAGCAUGCAAACAAAAAAACACAGCAUUUCGUCCAACAAUUUCCUAUUAUCAUCACAUUUCAUUCCUCGAGGUCGAUGUUCCCCCCUUCGAAUGCUCAAUAUGUGGAAUAUCGCUGUUACAUUUAGGUGCACUCAAAAAACAUGUAGCAUCUCAUGAUGGUUCGCUACCAUUUAAAUGUAAUGUUUGUGGCCAUGGAUUUCACCGGUCAUGUCAUUUAGCCCUACAUUUACGUAGGCACGUAAAAGACUAUAAGUUUAAAUGUGAGGUGUGCAACAAGCCGUGCGUAUCAACUACAGUAGUAAAAAUCCAUAUGCGUACGCACACAGGUGAAAGACCAUUUGUUUGUGAAAUUUGUGGUUACACAGCUCGAAGAUCGUGCCAUUUUUUAUUACACACAAUGCGUCACCAGAAGCGACCACGUCAUAAGUGUAAAUUUUGUUCUAAAAUGUUCUAUGAAACAGGAAGGUUGAAAGAACACUUGAGCAUGCACAGGAACGUGCGAGACCAGAUAUGCAAUGUAUGCAAUAAAGGUUUUGUAAACAAGAAGCAAUUGCGCCGACAUCAGCUUAUCCACAGCGCCGAAAAGAAAUAUUUAUGCAAGUUUUGUGGGAAACGUUUCGCCCAAUCUUCUGGACUUAGUGCGCACAUGAAGUCGCACGGUACAAAGUUGUCUGCGAAACCUCCGAAAGCCUCUUCUUAGAAUGUAAAACUUACUAGUAUUCUAAGGCAAAUAAGUAAAUAAAAAUAAUAAAUGGAUUUGAAUCGCUAUCUUAGAAUAAAAGAAGUAAUUACUUG